AUGCCUGUUGAAGAUAUAUUGGCCUCGUUGGCUGCCGUUGGAACUAAUGAAAAUGAACCUUCGUUAGAAGAUAUCAUGUCUGCUUUAGAAACCGAACAAGAUACAAUGAACGAGGAUGAAGUUGCUGAGAUUAUGGGUAUGAUGGAAGAAGUUUUGGAUGCUCAAAUGCAGAAAACUGAGAUUAUCAAACAAUCCACCGAGCAGAACAAAAAACGUUUAGAAGAAGAGAAAUCUCGCAGGAUUCAGAUGGAAGAGAUAUGUACCCGUUUGACGGCCGUAGCUGAGAAGGCUGAAGGAAUAGUAGCUGAAAAGGCAGAAGAAAUUGGAAAGACUGAGCAUUUGGAAGAUAAACUUGAUCCAUAA
Molecule: messenger RNA, 363 nt
Organism: Auanema sp. JU1783
Lineage: Eukaryota; Metazoa; Nematoda; Chromadorea; Rhabditida; Rhabditidae
Source: the annotation of a GenBank genome assembly